GCGGAAGGCGGGGGCCGAGCCGGGAGGGGUCCUGCAAUUCCGCAGGUCCGCUGCCGGGAACGGUCGGGUGUCAGAUUGGAGUGGGGUGGGGUUCGGCUGUCAGGCAGCGCGUGCAUCAAACCACAUUUCAGCCGCGUCCUCACUCUCUCAGUCCGUUCGGCCCCGGCCGCGGGCUCGGAGGGCGCCUGCCAAAGGAACACGGGGCCCCUCACGAGGACUUCGGCCGGGCGCCGCGUACAGACAAAGGGGUGGGAGAUGGAGACACUUCCGUGAUUACUGCCAGCGGCCGCGGAAGAAGAGGACGCUUUGCUGCAGGAACGCAGGUCCGAGCGCAGCGGCAGCUUUGCGGGAGCUCAGGGGCGGGGUAGGAGGCGUCCAUCACUCUCCGACCUCCUGGCGAGCCUCAAGCCCCUUACGCAGCGCCUCUCUGAGCACCCUGUCCCUGCUGUCGUUCACUGAGGACCACUUCCUCGCACGCUCUCCGUUCGGCCCCUCCGUGCUCCCGCGGUCCGCCAGCCACGCAGCCCAAGUGUGCCAUCGGGCGGGCGCAGAGGCGGCGUCUGCUCCCACCCCCGAGAUCACAUGGUGACCCUCGGCAGCCAAUGCAGUGGACGCUAGGACCCUGCGGGACCCCGGGCGCCGCGACUGCACCGGCGCCGCUGCAUUAUAAAUACUUCUCCAAAAUGCGGCGCAGCUCCCUGCGCGCGCCCCGGCCGCCCGCCGCCUCCGCCCUGCGCCCCUGAGCCGCUGCCGCCGCCGCUGCCGCCGCGGGUCCGAGGGCGCCGCGCCCUUGCCCUGGGCUCGGGCUCUGCCCGCUGCCGCCGGCUCGCGUCCUCGCGCUGCGCCGCCCGGCCGGGUGCAUGCAUUGUGGGCCUCCCGACAUGGUCUGCGAGACGAAGAUCGUGGCUACGGAGGACCAUGAGGCACUGCCGGGGGCCAAGAAGGACGCGCUGCUCGUCGCCGCCGGAGCCAUGUGGCCCCCGCUGCCCGCCGCGCCCGGGCCGGCCGCCGCACCCCCACCCGCGGCAGGUCCCCAGCCCCACGGAGGCACCGGGGGCGCGGGGCCGCCGGAGGGGCGCGGCGUGUGCAUCCGCGAGUUCCGCGCAGCCGAGCAGGAGGCGGCGCGCCGCAUCUUCUACGACGGCAUCUUGGAGCGCAUCCCCAACACGGCUUUCCGCGGCCUGCGGCAGCACCCGCGCACCCAACUGCUCUACGCCCUGCUGGCCGCCCUCUGUUUUGCUGUGACCCGCUCACUGCUGCUGACAUGCCUGGUGCCGGCCGGGCUCCUGGCCCUGCGCUACUACUACAGCCGCAAGGUGAUUCUGGCCUACCUGGAGUGUGCGCUGCACACGGACAUGGCUGACAUUGAGCAGUACUACAUGAAGCCACCUGGUUCCUGUUUCUGGGUGGCUGUGCUGGACGGCAACGUUGUGGGCAUCGUGGCCGCACGGGCCCAUGAGGAGGACAACACAGUGGAGCUGCUCCGCAUGUCCGUGGACUCGCGUUUCCGCGGAAAAGGCAUCGCCAAGGCUCUGGGCAGGAGGGUGUUGGAGUUUGCCAUGCUGCACAACUACUCUGCAGUGGUACUGGGCACCACAGCCGUUAAGGUGGCCGCCCACAAGCUCUAUGAGUCACUGGGCUUCAGACACAUGGGCGCGAGUGAUCACUACGUGCUGCCUGGCAUGACCCUCUCGCUGGCCGAGCGCCUCUUCUUCCAGGUCCGCUACCACCGCUACCGCCUGCAGCUGCGCGAGGAGUGACCACCACCACCUGCCCACCACCCUGUCUGCCCCCGUCCACCUCUGCCCUCUUGCUCACUGCCUAGUGCGGCCCUGCUUUCCAAUGCUCACCUUGGCAUUUGUUUGGGUUUUCCUUUUUCAGCAUCAUGCUGGUUCAUCACCUGGCUGGUUCUGGGGCCACAGGGUCCCAGUCCAGAGUGCUCAUCUGCAACACUCUGGUGGGGUGGAUUGUCUGCAGCCAUGGCCCUUGCCUCCCCAGCCCAUCAGAGUGGCUCAUCAUGCCUUGAAGAGCAGCAUUGUGGACCAUCUGAACUAUCCACAAAGCUGCCCAGCCUGCCUCCAUCAGGGAAGGACUAGCCUUGCCCAUCAAGCACAGAACCUCUACAACAACCCCCCCCCCCCCAAGGAGCAGAACCCUGGCCCCCAGCCAGGCUAAGGCUCAACUAUUGGCCUCUGGAAGAGUGGUCUGCUGGGCUGGCCAGCCACUGCCCCAUGGGAGGCUGAGCUGGUCCCAGGCCCUGCUUUGCCCUGUGCAUGCUAAGGACAUGGCCUGGCUGCAGCAUGCCGCAUGCCACAGCCCCCUGCCCCACUAUCCUGCCCAGCCUGGACCUCAGGCCUGAGCUGGUGAGCUCCCUUGUCCUGUCCUGAGCUGGCCUCUGGAGGGCCUACCUGCCUGACCCUGUCUACUCUCUGGUGAGGCCUGGCCUGGCCUAACCUGGCUCUAUCCACUCCUGCUUUGCUUCGAAAUCAUCUUACCUCUUUCCCUUUUUGGUCCCCGUGCCUCCUUGCUCUGGCUGACUUGGCUGGUCACCCGGGUUUGGUUCCUGUAGCAAUCCACUGCACAGCAUGGUGGGGAUUUCAUGGGGGUGGGGGGGACACCUCCCCCAACACCUGUUAGACCAGGUGGCCACCUCCCAGCUGCCUGAGGUCCUGUGGCCUCAUGCUGUUUGUGGGGUCUGCCCUGUGAAUGUAACUAGCCCAGGCUGUUGUUGGCAAUGCCUGCCACAGCUUCUCCCAGCCUGAAACAACCCAUUCUCUAAUAAGUUACGUAGACAGAAUAGCACUCUGCAUGACUUUAAUUACUGGGACAAAAUGGUAGUUUGAGCCUCCAGACACACAUCUGUGUGGUGCUAGCAUACGCAUGGUCUCUGGCCCCAUUUGAUGGGGGUGGGUGGCCGGGUAGGUGGAAGAUUUCAGUUUGAAGUAUGGAAGGAGACUCUAAUUUAGUGUAAACACCCCUAAAGUGCCCUCACAACACAGUCUGUGAGGCUCAGGUUGCCCCUUGAUUCCUUGUAUGCAGGAUUGAGGGGACUGGAGGGUCCUAAAGCCUCAUAGGAAGGGCUGGGCACUGCCUCGGGGGAAGAAGCUGGUGGUUGGGGUGGGUCCAGGUAUCACCCACUACAGACUACUCUGCUAGGUCAACUGUUCCUGGCCUCUCCUUUUUGAGGUUCUACUUCAGAUCCAGCCUAGAUGGGGGUGGGUAUGGCCUAGGACAGGGAAAGGCAGUAGCUGGCAGUGGUCAUGAGGCCAGCUGAAACUUGGACUUAGCUUUAGUGCAGGGGGUGCAUAAAGGCCCGUCCACAUUCCUCUGUGUGGGGCUUGGGGUGAGGAGUGGCAGGCUAGGUAGACCAUAGAGCUGGGCCCCUGGCACCAAGGCUACAUUAUUAGAAAGGCUCUUUAGAGUUAAUGAGUUGGUGGAACAAGCCCAGCUUCCUGAGGGGCCUUUUGUCCUGUUAGCAAUUGAGGCAUUUGCAGAACACUGUACAGACCCCGCUCUCCCCUGUACAUUCCUCCCUGGUGGUGCCCGGUCCCCGCUUGGGGAUGGGAGUUUUGUAGACUGUACAGAAAUUGGCACCCUAUUUUCUUGCAGCUCUCAGAUUUUGUUAAUCUGGAUUAUACAGACAGAUGUAAAGUGUUUUAGCAAAAUGGAAAACAAACAGUUGUGCCUUUUUUCUCUUUUCUGUUUGGAUUGGUCUCGGCUCGGGGCUAGUCUUAGUUGUUGUGGGGGUAUAGGGACUGCUGGUGUCUGAGGCCUGUGGGGUCAGAGACUGCUGGUGGGUCUGAGGCCUGGGUAGGCCUAAGUGGGAGCCAGGUCUACUGGACACCACCAGCUGCCAAGACUUCUCUGAUCCUGUGCCUUUGGGGCCUGCAGUCUGGGGUUGGAAGGUGUGGCAGGGCACUGGGAUCACUUGGGCCAGGGCUGAGCUUGGGGAUCCUGUAGCCACCCAUGUCUCCUUGAUACUGACCUGGGAUGAGCUCAUAGUAGAUUCCUCCAGCCUAGGAGCCUGGGAGAAGCCGUGGCCCUUCCAGCCUCUUGGCACCUUUCCAAGGGGAUCUCUCCCUGCUGAACAACCCAUGGAUAAAGGGAAGUUUGCUGGGCUCUCAAGUAUUCGUUGCCUUCUGUUGCUGCCAACACUUGGUAGAGAUUCCAGGAAUGGAUGGUGGGGUAGGCUCCAGCUGCAUCAGGAUGGAGCCUCACCAGGCAGUAUGUAGCUUGGCAGGGCCUGAGGCCCUGGAGACAUACCUGUGUCCCUGGGCUGGCGGAAGCUGAGUGUGCUGAUGGCUGCGCCUGACUGUGUCCACUCCAUCAUCCCAGCCAGAGCUCUGAGUGCUCUGCACAUGUGCACUGAUGUGAAUUUUCUGUUUGUUGAGAUUCUGAUGUUUCUUCUACCUCUGUGGAGGCCCUCCUCUCUGCUCCACUUGGUGGCCAUGUGCUUGGUGCCCCUCCUCUGAGUUGGCUGGCCAUCUCCCCCUCCCUUGAGCCUCCAAGCACCUGAGGUGGCCAGCAGCUGUACUCUGGGCCUGGGAAGGCCCAGGGAAGGCCAGCCUGGGGUCUGACUCUCUGCUCAGGAUCUGUGGCUUCCAGGAGUCCUAUUGUUUGCUUGGAAACUUUAGAGUAGGGAGGGAAAAAGAGAUGAUGGAAUGUCCCAGAAUGUCAGUGUUGGAUGACCCUACAGCUCAGAUGUGGUAUACCAUUGCUUGACUGUUCCCAGGCAGCUCCCACUGCCCAGGCAUGUGUCUCUGCAGAUGCCUCGUCUCUGCUGUAGGCCAAGAGGCUGGCCUGCAUGUUCUAAGAUCUGGCCCCUGAGUGUAGCGAGGCCAUGCCCUGGUGGCCAUGACAGCCUCUUCCAUGUCCUGGUCUCACCCCUAUGCUUAUCCUUCCCCCUAGCACUGCCCUGGGGCUGGGCAGCAGCUAAAGGCAUGUGCUAACCUGGCUGAGGUGGUAGAUGGCUGGCUUUGGCUGGGAGGCCCUGUGGUUAACAACUUAGUUUCAGGGUCUUGGACAGUUCCCAUCUUGCACAGGUACCCUUCCUGAGAUAAGGGAUAGGGCAGAGGACAGAGUCAGGGACACACCUAAAGUGAGCUUGGGCUUUGACCUGAUGCCUGGGACUCGCUAGACCAUAGGAUCAUCGCUUGUUGCUGGAAAACAUGCUGCCCAUUCCUACUUGCCUUUGCCAACCCCAGGUAGCCCCAUGGUCACAGCUUCCUGGAGCUGGCGUCCAGGGCUGUGCCUGUGGCUAAAGGCCUGGGGACAAAACUUUUUGGGUCUUGCUGGUGUCCCAGGUUUCUUGGGGACUGGAUGUGACCUCCUAGCUGCGUAGGAACUGUGCAGCACCCAUGAGGUCAUCUUCUUGUCAGGCCCAAGGGGCAGCCUGAGAGAGCUGACCUGAGGUGGCUGUGUCCCUGGCCAUGGUAGCAGUGCUGCUGGCGCCCGUUGUCCUUGGCUUUUGGCCACCCUCUGCUGGGUGUGAGGCAGACCCUGGGCUGGGCUGGGCUGCUCUUUGGUGCUACUGUCACCGUGCUUCCAGCAAGGGAGGGGUCCAUGAUGGUGGGUGGGACUUGCCUGGAGCUGGGUGGAAGAUGAGCCUUGACUUACCACUGUUGGAUGUAUUUUUUUUUAAAACAGCAAUAAUUAGCCAUUUUAAAGAAGGGGUUUACCUACAUAAAUGUGCAUGCCCAUCGGUGUAUGUGCAUUUGUGCACAUGUAUGUGCAUCUGAGAGUAUGUGUUUGCAUGUGAGAGCAUCUGUGUGUGUGUAGGAACUUUGCAGCACCCACAGGGCCAUCUUCUUGUCAGGCCCAAGGGGCAGCCUGAGAGAGUUGACCGCGACACACACACACACACACACACACACACACACACACACGCCAUUUGUGAUCAUGUGCUCAUAUGACUAUAUGUGCCCAAGAAAUCACAUUCAUGUGUUGCAUGUGUGUGAGCACGUUUGAGUAUGUGUGGGCAUCUCCAUAUGUGUAUGAAUGUGUGCAUGUGUAUGCUUGUACGUGCACAUGUAUAGCAGUGGGAGGGAGUCUGUGGGGACAGUCUCUGAUCUGGGAGGCACUUUGUGGUAAGAAGGGUCUUGUGGUUGUCUUUCACUAUGUCCAUUCCCUGCCCUGCCCUGCCCUGCCCAGCUCCACGUGAAUGUAGCACAACCCCACCAGGCCAGCUGAGCCUCUGCUGGCCCUCACCUCUGUCCAUGUCCCCCUCAGCUGAGGGUAGGGUAGAGGAGCUGGAGUUCCCUUGGAUAGGACACUGACUGGGUUUGGCCAGGGUGCAGAGGGUAUGACACAGUGGUAGGUCUCACUGUUGUGGUUUGUUUCUGAAUUUGUACUGUGAGCCCAUGAUGGGGGUGGGGGUGUCCUGAGACCCCAGGAUGUGCCAAAAUAGCCCCUAGGGCCAGGUGACGAGCCGAGUUCCCAAGAAGACAGGCUGGGGGCCCAAGUGGGUGUGUACCCCUGCCUGCAUGGCCCCCAAUGCUGCUGUUUUUCAAUAAAACCAGAAUUGAAGGAA
Messenger RNA from Mus musculus (house mouse), 6529 nucleotides. RefSeq names its product N-acetyltransferase 8-like (gene Nat8l). Bases 861 to 1760 code for a protein of 299 amino acids. NCBI's taxonomy places the organism in Eukaryota, Metazoa, Chordata, Mammalia, Rodentia, Muridae. Gene Ontology annotation, molecular function: acyltransferase activity, transferring groups other than amino-acyl groups; L-aspartate N-acetyltransferase activity; N-acetyltransferase activity. The record is from RefSeq and is marked validated. Gene Ontology annotation, cellular component: cytoplasm; endoplasmic reticulum membrane; mitochondrial membrane. The transcript has 3 exons.